AUGCAGCAAAAUUCUAAUUUUAAAGAUGAAAAAUUAGAAGACUAAAUUCAGCAAAAAGAAAAUAAGGUGAUACAAAAGCUCCAAUAUAAUUAAAGCCUAGUCUAAGUAGAAACUCUACUACAUAGUUAAGUAUCUAACUAGCAAUCAGAUGAAAAGAUUAUGAGCUUAAACAUAAAAAUUUCUCCUCAAAAUACAAUAUCUUUUAAUUCGAUUUUACCAAACGACUCUUUACUUAGUUUGCUUUUAAGGCCAAAUGUCACAAUAUUGGAAAUAUUCACACAUGCAGAUUUUGUUUAAACAUUAGAAUAAUCUAACAAUUCGCUAAUUGAGAAAAUAUGUGCUCAUAUGAAGGAAAUCAUAGACUUUAUAAAGGUAGAAGAUUAGUCUAAGGAUGAACGAAAUUCAGCUAAUAAAACUUGUCAAUCAGAAUAUGUUAACUAUUUCUUGUUGUCUCACCAUGCAGCCGAUGUUAUUAGCUCUGAUUAAAAGGAAAUCUCCUACAUGUUUUUCCCACCAAAAGAUAAAGUUGCAAAAAAUAAAGGGGCAGAAACCUUUUAUAAUUUGUAUUCAUAUAAAGAUUAACUGCUGGUACAUGCAACAUCUGCUAAUGAGAGUGACAAUUCUUAUCCUUCUCCUAUUUUAAAUUCUUUCAGUGAAUAAGGAAAUAAGUAUAUUAAAUAAUCAAGCUUUUUAGAAGAUGUGUCAGUAGAACCAAACAUUUAGAAGCGAAAUUAUUAAAAAUCUCAAUAAUACUUAUAAACAUUAAAUUUAUCAUCAUCUCAACAAAGCAAUUUGUAACUAUUGUGUGAUGGGGAUGAUGAAGAAAAACAUUAAGUUGAUUUCCUUUUGUAUUUCUUGAGUCUGUUAUUUGAUUUUAAAACAACUUCAAACUCUAUUUCUAUUUCCUACUUCUACUAAGUCUUCCUUAAUUUCUUCAACAGAAACAUGAAAGAAAUGGAAUAUUACAUAUUUGAGAAAAUUCCUUCGUUCUGUGAUCGACUAGUUUGUAUGGUAGACGACCAAACAAUAAUGGAUUUAAUUUUACUUAUUAUAAAUUAACCUAAAUAGUUAUUUGAGGUAGAUGCACCGAGUCAAAGUGCUCUGCCUAAAGAUCUUCUUUAAGAAAAGAAGUAAGAUGAAGAAGAAAUUAGAAUUUAAUUUCAUUUUCAAAAAAAAUGCGAAUUGAUUGAAGGGAUUUUUGAUAAUUUAUAAAAUAAUUUUUAAAACUAAUAAAUAAUAAAAAAUUCUGGCAAUAAUAUUAGUACUAAUGCAGAUGCUUCUUCUGCUUUGCCUGAGUCAUAAAAUAUAGAUGAAAAAUAGAAGCAGAAAUCUGAAAGCAUCUGCUAAGAAUAGAAUUUAGAGUAAGAUAUUUUAUUUUGGAAGAUGAAAAAUAGUAGCAUGAUAAUUUGUGAAAUCCUUGACCAUUUUUAAGAUAUCAAUAGAGGCGAGGAUUUAGGUUUUUAUAUAUUAAAUUACCAUUCAUAAAAAGUAUUUUAGUCACUUUCAAGCAAUAAUAUAGAUGAAAUUAGCUUCAAUAGUGAUGUUGCUUAGCAUCUUCUCGCUUUUCUCUAGAAUGAGGACAUUUAAUUUCGCAUAGAAUUUGAAACAAUUAAAGGAAAUAAAAUCGUGGAGAAGUAUUUCAAAGAAUCCAUUAUCUCAAUAAAAAGAGAAUUGAAUUUAGCACAAUAAAAAAAAAUUGAUUCAUUUGAUGGGCAGUUUGGUGAAAAAAUUGCAAUGUUUUAAGCUCAUAGACUAAAGCUAAUUAAAUUAAUAGAACUUGCUUUCUCAUUUAAAAUAAAGGAAGUUGUUUAGGAAAUAUUUGACUAAGAGAUACUAUAAAUUAUAAUUGUCUUAUUUUUUUAGUAUGAGUGGAACAAUCAACUUCAUUUAAAUGUCUUACAUUUGUUUGAAACUAUUAUUGAAGUUGCUUAACAAAAUGAUAACCCUUCUUGGAUAUUUUAUAUUAUCAAAAGAGUUAAACUAGUGAAUUAUAUUAUUUCAAAUUCAGAAGUCACUACUAGGAGAAUUACUAACCCUGUAACUCAUGUAACAAAAGUAAUACAAAAAUCAUAUAUUGGGCACUUGAAGAAACUAGCAGAAAGUGUUGUUAAAUGUAUUGAAUAAAACAGUCACUAUGAAUGUUGGAUAGAGGAUUAAAAUAAAUGGGCAGACUUAAAUAAAAUGGUCUAAGUACAGUAGAAAAUAUUGAAAGGAAAAUUAGGAGAGGAAGAAUAACCUAGCAAAUAAAAAUUUUAAUUGAAUUGUAAUGCUAAAUAAUCACUUCUCAACAGAAGAAAAUAGCUUAUUGAAGGUAAAAAGGAAUCAGAAAAAUAAAACAAUACUGGUAAUUCUUCAAAAAAUUAAGAUGUCUUUUAGCGUUUGAAUAGUCCUAUCAAAAAAACUAUAACGCUUUAAGUAGGAACUCCUAAAUAAAAACCAAACUAAGUGGAUGAGGAAGAACGAGGAGAAUCAGUAAGUUCUCUUUAAUCAAAGAAAGAACAAUAGCAAUAAGUACUUUAGAAGUUAUAACUUGAUUCACCUAUGCUAAAAAGUAAAAAUCAUACUCCCAAACUUGGAAGCAGUAGCAGUUUGUUAAGCUCACAGUCUUUAGGAAUACGUACUCCAAAGACUCCUGUUUUAUCAACCCCGACUAGAGCAAUUUAAAAUGCUCCUGCAACACCAAAUAUGAAGAAGAUAUUUCUUAGUUCACCAAUGAAAAAACCAGAUAAUUAAUUAAAGAGUUUAGAAAUGUUAGAUUAAAUAAAACUAAGUAAUGAUGAAAAUAUCUAAAAUAACAAUGAAAAAAGAGGAAGGAAAAAAAAUAGAAACUGGAAUACCAAUGUCGAUGAAUAUAGUAAUGAGGAUGAAUUGGACAGCUUAAAUAGCAGUAACAGUAGUGUUUCAUCAGCUGAUUCCUAAAAGAGUAGAUCUUCAUCAAAUGGGAACUCAGAAAAAAAUUAUGGAUGGAAAUUCAAACCUAAAGAGUUUCAUACAUAUUUGUUGAAAGAUUUAGAUCAAAUUACUUUUGAAGAUUAAAGCUAAGUUCUUACUCAAAAACACUCGAUAAAGAUUAAUGAAGUAGGGUUUUCAUUUUUAAAUAAAAAAGAAAAGAAACUUUUUGAUUGGAAUUAAAAAGCAGAAGAUGAAGAGGAAGAACUAAAGUAAAUGCAGAGAUAAGAAGAAUGUUUUAAAGAAUUACUUUAAGAUUCUGUAAAGUAACCAAGUAUUCAUAAUUUAUUUAAUUUAGAAGCAGCAGCAGCUAUUCAAUAGAAAAGAGAAUUUUUUAGCAGUAUGAUCAAUUUUUCCUAUUAAAACCUUGAAAGUAGCAAAAACUCUGCGUGCUCUUCACCAAACAAAAGCAAUCAAACUCCUAAAAUAAUUUAAGAAAAUUAUAAAAAGAAUUCUAUUGAUGAAAUAUCAUCUCCAAGAGUUCUUAAAGAAAGCCCUUAUUAGACAAGUAAAGCAGAAAAUACUAUUUAUCGAUCUCCAAAUCUUCGCAAAAGGAGUUUUAAUGAUUCUCCCUGCAUAGAAGUUAACAAAUAAUAUUUUGGGUACUUGGUUAGAGAUAAAAUUAGGAAAUUUUCAUAUGACACUUAAGUGGAUCCUAAAAUUAAGUAAGUUUAAACACAAGCAGCUAGCUAAGUAAAAUCUUGUCCUCAAAGUCAAGCCCAUUAGAAAUUAUCCCUAUUUAGUGAUGAAAUUAAUAAAAAGAAAAGUAAUUUGAUAUCUUUCCUUAAUAUGAAAGAAAUAUAGAGAAGUAGAGAAUCAAGACAUUCUUUUGAUUUAAAUUUUCUUUAAAUAAAUGGCUAAAUAAAAUCUAACAAAAGCUCAAUAUAUAAAAACGAUCUUGUAAAAAGUGUUGACAGCUUAAGUUAUUAAAAAAAAAAUUAAGUAAACUCAAAACUAAUAAAACAAGUGAGAGAUAAUUUGGAUAAUAGCGAUGAUAGCUAGAGCUUAUAAAAGAGCAGAGAGUGUUUAAGCGAUGAGAAGUUAUCAUUAAAAAAUUUAGAAAAGGCAAAUAUAGGAUGCUUUCAAUCAGAAAUCAGUUCUGAAGAUGAAAAAGUUUAACAAAGGACAUAAUUUCUUGGACGUAAGUAAGUAAAAAAGAAAAGUACAUUUUAUUAAUAGAUGAAAGAAAUCAAAAUCAUGGACUUGAGUAAUUUAGCAAAUCAAAAAAUUGAAGAAGAAUUAUAGUUGGGUAGCAAUCAAUUAAUGAGUGAUGAACCUCACAAUAACGUUAAGUCUAUGUUCAGCAAGAAAAACAUAUUCAGCUAGUAAAGCUCAGAAGAAAAAAUUCUCAAUAAAAAAAUAAAAACUAAAGUGCAUAACAUGAAUAUAGAAAACUAAGAUAAAGAAUCCUAUGGGGAUUUAGAAGAUACUUCACCACUAAUAAAAAGAUCAACUACUACCAAAUUAAAUAUAGGGUCAGAAAAAAAAGUUUUAUCAAAUAAAAGCAAUAAAUCUCAUAAAUCAUAGGUUAAUGAAUAAAAUAACAUAUCAUCCCAAACAUCAAUUUAAGAUAGAUUGGAAGGUAUUCAUAAAGAUGAUCAUCAAGAAAUCAGCCUAUUAAAAGCAAACGAAGAUGUUAUAUUUUUAAAUUUGAUUUCUGGAGAUGAAGAAAUAGCCUAAAAAAAUGGAAAUUGGUAAAUCACUAUUGCAAACACGAUUAUGCAAAAAAGCCAAAGAAUGCAAAAGUCAUUUUUUAGCAAAAAUUCAAAUUCCCAAUUAAACAGUCCAAAUAUACAAAAAAGUGAUGAAUAAUCAUAAUAUUUUAUGUUCAAUAGCGAAAAUAACUAGCAAAGGCUAAGUUCAUCUUCUUCCUCAUAUAUAUCUCUAUCAAUACAAAAUAAUAAAUCCGAACUAGGCUCUAAUUUUUGUAGCAAUUUACAACAAGAUAAUAAGUCUGAAAUAGCUUUUGAAAAAAUACCUAGAUCUAACUCAAAUACAAAUAUAGUUGCUAAUUACUCAAAUGAAAAAGAGGAUUUAGGAGAUCCAAAUGAAGAAGACUUAAUUUUAAAAAUAUUAUUAAAAUAACAAAAUAAUCACAACAGCAGUCUCUCUAUUGCUUAAACAUUACGAAACUCUGAUUAAUUAUCAAGUAUAUCAAACAUAAACAAUAAUAUCUCUUAAUAAGAAUAAAAAAAUUCUUAAUCUCAUUAAUGA
Tetrahymena thermophila SB210 is the source of this 5163-nucleotide messenger RNA. RefSeq lists its product as hypothetical. The transcript has 12 exons. Gene Ontology annotation, molecular function: protein phosphatase regulator activity; protein phosphatase binding. NCBI's taxonomy places the organism in Eukaryota, Ciliophora, Oligohymenophorea, Hymenostomatida, Tetrahymenidae. The record is from RefSeq and is a predicted model, not a curated record.